This is a messenger RNA of Darwinula stevensoni, 255 nucleotides long. The record is from the annotation of a GenBank genome assembly. NCBI's taxonomy places the organism in Eukaryota, Metazoa, Arthropoda, Ostracoda, Podocopida, Darwinulidae.
AUGGGGCGAGCCUUCCAAUCUCCGCUUAGAAGCGUGAAGAAUGUCUCGGUGCAUUUGCGACAGUGCUUUCGAACUGGGAAUGGUCAUCAUCAAGUGGCCGAUGCAAAUGUUCAUGGGUAUGGGAAGCCUGAUGAGAACUUCAUCAAGAAUCUCAGGAGCAUCGUGGGGGAGAAAUAUGUGUCAACAUCUGAUGCCGUGAGGUCUCAACACGGCCGAGAUGAAGGUCCUUACCCUGCCAUGGCACCAGAGCUUGUC